Molecule: messenger RNA, 1581 nt
Organism: Gadus macrocephalus (Pacific cod)
Lineage: Eukaryota; Metazoa; Chordata; Actinopteri; Gadiformes; Gadidae
Product: kelch domain-containing protein 1-like
Exons: 14
Coding region: 153-1331 (392 amino acids)
Molecular function (GO): protein binding
Source: RefSeq, a predicted model, not a curated record
GUUUGAUAACAACGCAACAAAAAAAAAACGAAGGCAGUGCUAAUCGCAGACAGUCCUUCGAUCUGCGAUGCAAUGGCUAUGAAACCACAACUACAUAGUGUAAUAUUUCCCGUGCAGAUGUUUAUUUUGUGACUCUUGUCGAUUCCGAAGACAUGGCUGAGAGGCAUCGUUCAGAACUGGUGGCCCAGGAGCGGAGUGGACACACGGCUGUAGUGGAAGACAACCUCCUGUACGUGUGGGGAGGCUACGUGACAGUUGCUGACGAUGAAGUUUUUCUACCAAAUUAUGAAAUCUGGAUCUAUGACAUGGACCGAGGCCUAUGGGAAAUGUCCUCCAUGAGGGGAGAUGUGCCACCAGCCAUGUCAGGCACUUGUGGCUGCUCUUUAAAUGGACAUAUGUACAUAUUUGGAGGUUGUGACAACAAUGGCCAGACCAAUGAGAUAUACAGUGUCAACCUUCUGGAUGCGUUUUACACUUGGAAGAAGAUCUCUAAAGUGUCUGGCGCUCCUCCCUCACCCCGAGACAAACUGUCCUGCUGGGUCUUUGGUGGCAGGAUCACAUUCUUUGGAGGAUAUGGGCACAAACUACGAAAUGACAUCAACAGGAGGAACUUCAUCCUGGACGAGGCAUCGUGGGUGGACGACGUCUACUGGGGCUGGAACAACGAAGUCCAUGUGUUCGACCCCAAUCAUGCCAGUUGGACGGAGCCCCAGACUAAUGGCCGCCCCCCCGCCCCCAGGGCUGCCCAUGCCAGCGCCACCCUGGGUUCUAAAGGAUACGUUUGUGGAGGAAGAGUGAUGGAAACGAGGACCAAUGAUGUCCACUGUUUGGACCUUGAGACAUGGACAUGGGCGGAAAUAGUCUCUCCGCUCUCAGCUGUUCCAGUAGGCAGAUCUUGGCAUUCACUCACUGCGGUUGCUGAUAGCUCCUUAUUCCUGUUUGGAGGACUAAGUGUGGACUGCAAACCAAUGAGUGACGGCUGGCUGCUUAAUGUUGAAACAAAGAAAUGGCAGGAGAUUAGCCACCCUUACGAGAACAAGCCAAGGUUGUGGCACACAGCCAAUGCAGGCAAGGACUCCGAUGUGAUCGUGUUUGGUGGAAGUUGUGACUACAUACUUCUAGUUGAUACAGGUCAUUGCAAUGAUGCACUAGUUUUUCAGACCGAGCCAUAUCCUCUAUUCAGGUCUUGUGUGGAUUACAUUGCUAAGAACGUCAGUAUAUGCAAGAUGCUUGGAGACCAGAUUCCUCUCCUGCCCUCCAAGCUUCAACACAUAGUGCACAGGAGAAUGAGUUAUUACAGGCCACCGAAGAACAGAACACCACUUGAAUGAUUUUUCUCUUAACUGCUCUAUAUUGGUUUAUAAUUGCUACUUUCUUUUAAAAUCAAGUCUUAGAAUCUGGGGUUGUAUUUAACUUGGGGGAAAUUAUAUAUUUUAUUGUUUUAUUUAUAUUGUGCCAUCUAUUUUGUAUUUUUUGAAAGAAAAAAUAUUUUAUGUUACCUGCGUUAAAUAAAUGGCACAUGAGUUUUAUGUAUUGUCAGAUCUUAACAGGCAUCUAGUAAAACUUUUACUUUAAUACCAA